CGAUCUGUGUUAGCUUGCAAAGAUGUCCAUAGGCGUCCGUCGCUUAACAGUGCUGGGCGAGUUCAAGCCAUUUGGCCUCAUUGCCGAAGCUCUCGACGGUAACCCCCCUGACACCGUCACUGACAAGUACGAUUACUUCCUCUUCGAUCCAGAAAUCGCUCGAGAUAGAGACGCCGAAGAUAAUUGCCACGAUAUUGCUUCUGCAUUGAACAAUCGCGGCGAUCACGAGCUUUUCAUACGAGGGAAUAGGAUUAUAUGGUCGACAGGUGCAAGAGUCUUUAAGAGGUUUACCUUGCGAUCCCCGAUCGUUAAGGUGUGUUGGUGUCGUCUGGGUCAUACAGCUGAAGCUCUUCUAUGCAUAUUACAAAUUGAUUGUUUGACAAUCUAUAAUACAUCUGGUGAAGUAGGUUCAGUUCCUCUUCCUCGUACAAUUGCAUCUAUAUGGCCUUUUCCAUUUGGUCUGUUACUCCAGCAGGAUGUUGAAGCAAAUGUACCAUCACGUGUUCCUUUUUCUUCUACAAGCCCUUUGCUUAGUACACGUGAUAUGUUGCUUAGUGCAUCUAAUCAUAUCCAAAAGGGGGAGGGAGCUUUAUUAUCAUCUCAUCUGAUCCUGAUGGAUCCACUGGACGAACAACGACCAAUUUUUAUUGAAGAAAGAGGGAAAUUGAACAUGAUGAAGGAAUAUGAUGAAAAGACAAUUUGGACAAGUGAUCAGGUCCCGCUUAUGGCAUCCUACAAUAAAGGAAAGAUGCAGCACUCUUUGUGGGUAGCAGAAAUCAUCAAUUCCAACUUCGAUGGGGCAGCCUCUGGUUUAUUAAAUGUAGACCCCAUGGGUGUAUUGCCAAAACAUUUGUCUUUUCGUAGAAUAUGGCAGGGAAAAGGUGCUCAGACAGCUGCUUGUAAGGUCUUUAUGGCCACUGACGAUGAUGCAGCUCCUGUUGUCUGCUUUCUUCACCCAGAACAAAGAAAGUUGUUGUCUGUUAGGCUUCAGAGUGUUGAAAUAAAUAAUGAGAUUGUAUUUGAGGUUAAACCUGAUAUGAGCUGGGUCACAGCUGCUGUUGCAGCUUCACCUGUGGCAGCAACUUGCCCAAGGGUCAAAGUUGGACUACUUCCAUAUUCAGACAUAAUGGUUUUGGCUCCAGAAAAUGUUCUGCUUCUCUAUUCUGGGAAGCAAUGUCUGUGUAGAUAUGUGCUACCGUCUUGCUUAAAUAAAGACCAUGUUUUGCAUGAUUUGGAGCUUCCAGAAACAUCUCAUUCCAAUGACUUAAAGAUAACUGGCUUGGCUGAUGCUGUUGAGGGGCGUGUCAAUGUGAUAGUAAAUAAUAAGCAGAUGUUUAGAUGUACAUUACCGCAAAGUCCUUCAUCAUUAUUAGCUAAAGAUUGCAUCACAGCACUUGCUGAGGGGCUUGGUUCUAGUUUCUACAGACAUUUUCUUGGUCUUCUCUGGAAACAUGAUGACCCUGCUCAUUUGUCAGAAGCUGAUUCUAGUGUUGUUUCAGAAUGGGGCUCUUUUUGUUCUGUAAUUAUGAAAAUCUGCAGAAACAACAUUAUAUCUCAAAAGUGUUUUGGUUCAGUGCCACAUUCGGCUUGGAACUUCCUUACCAGCAGCAAAUUUCAUAAUAACUUCUGCAAAGUAAAUUCAAUGUUCGGAAUAUCUUGUGCAGUGCCACUUGAUCAGCGGGAAUCAAGUUUCCCUAGGUCUUUUAUGGAUGGUACAGAAUGUUCUGAAAAGCCAUUUUAUACAGAACUAUUAAUAGAAAGUCUGGAAUCUCUUCAUGCACUCUACGAGAGCCUGAAAAUGGAUAGUCUGCGCAAAAGGGACUUAGAGCUUCUAGCAACUCUCUUGUGCAACAUUGCUGAAUUUCUGGGUGAGGACAACUACAUGGACCAUUAUAUUCGUGAUUUCCCUGGCCUCUGUAAAAAAUUUCGGAUGUCUGGAACUGCCAUUUCCCUUAAAAUUUCUCCAAGUUUAUUCAGAUGGCUUGAGGACAGUUUGCAACAUGGAUGUAGUUAUGCUAAUAUGAGUGAUCUUCCAUCUUUAGUCCGCAAAGAUGGAAGUUCUGUGGUUAGCUUGGCACGGAAAAUUGUUUGCUUUUAUAGUAUAUUAUCUGGUGCUAAAUUGCUGGGAAAGAAGCUUUCUUCUGGUGUUUACUGUAACAUUGCCACGGGAUCACAUUCUUCAAAGGAGGAGCUUACUGUUUUAGCAAUGGUUGGUGAAAGGUUUGGACUUCAACAGCUGGAUUCACUUCCUUCUGGUGUAUCUCUUCCACUUCGUCAUGCAUUAGAUAAAUCUCGAGAUUCUCCUCCCAAUGACUGGCCAGCAUCUGCUUAUGUCCUUCUUGGUCGACAAGAUUUGGCAAUGUCAACUUUGGUGCGUGAAUGCAAGCAUAGAGAAAUUAAAACACCAACUAAUGUGAAUGUAAUCUCUAUGUCCACACCUUAUAUGCUAAAUCUGCAUCCGGUGACAAUAUCUUCUACUAUUUCUGACGCAAUUGGAUUGGAAGGAACAAAGUUUGAGGAUACAGAUUCAGUUGAUGGGUCUAUGACUGAUGGUAUGGAGCAUAUUUUCAACUCUAGCACCCAGUUGCGAUAUGGUCGUGAUCUGAGAUUGAAUGAGGUUAGACGCCUUUUGUGCUCUUCAAGACCUGUGGCAAUUCAAACAUCUGCUAACCAUAGUGCUUCUGAUCAGGACCUCCAGCAGGCUCAAUUGUGGCACCUUGCACAAAGGACCACUUCACUUCCUCUUGGACGUGGGGCAUUUACCCUCGCAACCAUAUAUACACUAUUAACCGAGGCCGUUACUGUUCCAAAGCUUGUAUUAGCAGGUCGGUUGCCAGCCCAACAGAAUGCAACUGUUAAUCUCGAUCCCAACAUCAGGAACAUACAAGAACUCAGAUCUUGGCCUGAGUUUCAUAAUGCUGUUGCCGCUGGACUUAGAUUAGCCCCCCUUCAGGGAAGAAUGUCAAGAACAUGGAUUGUAUAUAACAAGCCUGAGGAGCCAAAUUCUGUUCAUGCGGGGCUUCUCCUUGCUCUAGGAUUGCAUGGAUAUCUGUGUGUAUUAAGUAUUACUGACAUUUACCAGUAUUUUUCUCAGGAGCAUGAAAGUACUACGGUAGGAGUAAUGCUUGGCCUCGCAGCUUCUUACAGAGGUACUAUGCAACCAGCAAUAUCAAAGUGUCUUUUUGUUCAUAUUCCUUUUCGACAUCCAUUUUCCUAUCCAGAUUUAGAGGUUCCAACCCUGCUUCAGUCGGCAGCUCUAAUGGCUGUGGGGAUUCUAUAUGAAGGUUCAGCUCACCCACAAACACUGCAGGGUGAAAUCGGGCGCAGAUGUGGAGGUGAUAAUGUUCAUGAGCGAGAGGGUCAUGCUGUUUCUGCAGGAUUCGCACUGGGUCUUGUUGCACUGGGACGGGGAGAAGAUACACUUGGUUUCAUCGACACAUUUGUGGAUCGUCUGUUUCUCUACAUUGGUGGCAAAGUGCAUAAUAUGAUGGAUGGGAUAACAGUCAAUAUUGAUGUUACUGCACCUGGAGCCACCAUUGCCCUCGCUUUGAUGUUUUUGAAGACUGAAUCUGAGGCUAUUGUGUCUAGGCUCUCAAUUCCCAAUACAUGUUUUGAUUUGCAAUAUGUGAGGCCUGACUUUAUAAUGCUUCGAGUCAUUGCUCGGAAUUUAAUAAUGUGGAGCAGGGUUCAUCCCUCAAAAGAUUGGGUUUGGUCUCAAAUUCCUGAAAUUGUAAGAUUUCAUGUAGAACGCCUUGGAGGUGAUGGCUAUGAUAUUGACGAUUUGGAUGCUGAGGCAUUUAUGCAGGCCUAUGUUAAUAUAGUAGCUGGAGCUUGUAUAUCUCUUGGACUGGUAUUUGCUGGCACAAGAAAUGAAAAUGCGCAGGAAUUACUUUAUGAAUUUGCUAUAUACUUUCUUAAUGAGAUCAAGCCUGUUUCCCCUACAAGUGGAAAGGUUUUUCCAAAGGGACUGUCUCGCUACAUUGAUCGUGGCACAUUGGAGACAUGCCUUCACCUUAUUGUUCUUUCUCUAUCUGUGGUACCUGUUAUGGCUGGCUCUGGACAUUUACAAACCUUUCGGUUGUUGAGAUUCCUAAGGAGCAGAAAUUGUGCAGAUGGGCAGUCAAGUUAUGGUAUUCAGAUGGCAGUAAGCUUAUCUAUUGGUUUCUUGUUUCUUGGUGGUGGAAUGAGAACAUUUUCAACAAACAACAGUUCCAUUGCUGCUUUGCUCAUUACUCUGUAUCCACGCUUGCCUACUGGUCCGAAUGAUAACAGAUGCCACCUUCAGGCAUUUCGCCAUCUAUAUGUCCUUGCAACAGAGGCACGAUGGAUUCAGACAGUUGAUGUUGACACAGGUCUGCCAGUUUAUGCUCCUCUUGAAGUCACUGUUAGAGAAACUGAGCAUUAUGCAGAAUCAAGCUUUUGUGAGGUCACCCCUUGCCUUCUGCCAGAGCGAGCUAUUGUAAGUCUGAUUUUAAAAACAAUACGUGUUUGUGGGCCUCGCUACUGGCCUCAAGUAAUAGACUUUGCUCCUGAAGAUAAACCUUGGUGGAAUUUUGGGGACAAGAAUAAUCCAUUUAAUUCCGGUAUUCUUUAUAUCAAAAGAAAAGUUGGAGCUUGUUCAUAUGUUGAUGAUCCCAUUGGGUGCCAGUCACUGUUGUCACGGGCAAUGCACAAGGUGUUUGGCCUGACGAGUUUAAAAGCAUAUGAUGCAAUCACCCACAUCCAAAGUGGAUCUGGUUCUAUCACAGUUGAUCAGUUGGUCGGUACCUUCUCAUCUGAUCCUAGUUUGAUUGCUUUCGCACAACUCUGCUGUGACCCCUCCUGGUAUAAUAGAUCUGAUGUUGAUUUCAAGGAAUUUUGCUUGCAAGUAUUAUUUGAGUGUGUGAGCAAGGAUAGACCUGGUCUUUUACAGGUAUAUUUGUCAUUAUACACUACUGUUCAAUUAAUGGUUGAUCAAGUUAGUACGGGUACCAUUGUUUUUGGAGAUUCACUCUCUAUAUCUGGUUUUAAGCUUGCACUGACUUAUAUUGAGGCAUUGAUGACUGGAAAAUUAUCUGCUCCAAAAGGAGGAAUCGUACAGUCAACAUUUGUUGGUUCUCUUAGGAAGCAGGUGGAAGAACUCCUAAAUUGUUCCCAGGAAUUGAAGGAUGAUUUUCACAAAUAUUUGAAAUAUGGGAAAUGGCCCGAUGAGGAAUCCCAAGAUAAACGUUCGAUACUUCUUUCUUGGUUCCUACAGUGGUUUGAUGUACCAGCUUCAUCUGUAAUCAAGACAGCUAUUGAUAGAGUCAAACCUAAGCACAUGUUGUCAUCUUCAGUCCCCUUGUUGCGUCUGUCUUUUCCAAGAACUCAUAUUAAUGUUAUUAACGAGAUAGAUAGAUGUUUGUCAUGA
Molecule: messenger RNA, 5389 nt
Organism: Gastrolobium bilobum
Lineage: Eukaryota; Viridiplantae; Streptophyta; Magnoliopsida; Fabales; Fabaceae
Product: anaphase-promoting complex subunit 1
Exons: 36
Coding region: 23-5389 (1788 amino acids)
Biological process (GO): protein K11-linked ubiquitination; metaphase/anaphase transition of mitotic cell cycle; anaphase-promoting complex-dependent catabolic process
Cellular component (GO): anaphase-promoting complex
Molecular function (GO): molecular adaptor activity
Source: RefSeq, a predicted model, not a curated record